Messenger RNA from Penicillium macrosclerotiorum, 2358 nucleotides. RefSeq names its product ATP-dependent 6-phosphofructokinase. The transcript is spliced from 3 exons. Gene Ontology annotation, cellular component: 6-phosphofructokinase complex; mitochondrion; cytoplasm. Bases 1 to 2358 code for a protein of 785 amino acids. NCBI's taxonomy places the organism in Eukaryota, Fungi, Ascomycota, Eurotiomycetes, Eurotiales, Aspergillaceae. The record is from RefSeq and is a predicted model, not a curated record. Gene Ontology annotation, molecular function: identical protein binding; fructose-6-phosphate binding; 6-phosphofructokinase activity. Gene Ontology annotation, biological process: canonical glycolysis; fructose 6-phosphate metabolic process; fructose 1,6-bisphosphate metabolic process.
AUGGAGCCCACCACCAAGAAACCCGUCGAACCACCUAAGAAGCGCCGCAUUGGUGUCCUCACCUCUGGAGGUGAUGCCCCUGGCAUGAACGGCGCCGUUCGCGCCGUGGUCCGCAUGGCCAUCCACUGUGACUGCGAGGCCUAUGCCGUCUUUGAAGGCUACGAGGGGUUGGUCAACGGCGGCACCAUGAUUCGCCAGCUGUUCUGGGAGGAUGUUCGCGGAUGGCUGUCGCGUGGUGGUACCUUGAUCGGUUCAGCUCGGAGUAUGGCCUUUCGAGAGCGAGCCGGCCGUCUGCGAGCCGCGAAGAACAUGAUUCUGCGAGGCAUUGACGCAUUGGUCGUCUGCGGUGGUGACGGUAGUUUGACCGGUGCCGACGUCUUCCGUGCUGAAUGGCCUUCGUUGCUAUCCGACCUCAUUGCGGCCGGCGAGUUGACCCAGGAGCAGGUCGAACCCUACAAGGUUCUGAACAUUGUUGGUCUGGUCGGCUCCAUUGAUAACGACAUGUCUGGCACCGACGCCACGAUCGGCUGUUACUCGUCGCUGACCCGGAUUUGCGAUGCGGUCGACGAUGUCUUCGACACCGCGUUCUCGCACCAACGUGGAUUCGUAAUUGAGGUGAUGGGUCGUCAUUGUGGUUGGCUGGCAUUGAUGUCCGCCAUUAGCACGGGCGCAGACUGGUUGUUCAUCCCCGAGAUGCCCCCGCGGGAUGGGUGGGAGAAUGACAUGUGUGACAUCAUCACCAAGAACCGCAAAGAGCGAGGAAAGCGACGUACUAUCGUGAUCGUCGCCGAGGGCGCACAAGAUCGCCAACUCAACAAGAUUUCGAGUUCGACCAUCAAGGACAUUCUUACACAGCGGUUGGGUCUGGAUACCCGAACCACAGUCUUGGGCCACACACAGCGAGGUGGAGCCGCUUGCGCAUAUGACCGCUGGCUCUCAACUCUACAGGGUGUCGAGGCUGUUCGCGCUGUUCUGGAGAUGUCCCCCCAAUCUCCUUCUCCGGUCAUUACUAUCCGCGAGAACAAGAUCAUGCGAACUCCCCUGAUGGAGGCAGUUCAAGCCACCAAAGAUGUCACAGCAAAAAUCCAUGACAAAGAUUUUGCCGCGGCUAUGACUUUGCGUGACGCCGAGUUCAAGGAAUACUACCAUGCGUAUCUGAAUACAGCAACCCCAGAUCACCCCAAAAUGAUUCUACCCCAAGGCAAGAAAAUGCGGAUUGCCAUCAUCCACGUCGGCGCCCCCGCUGGCGGCAUGAACCAAGCCACUCGCGCCGCUGUGGCCUACUGUUUGACUCGAGGUCACACUGCUCUUGCAAUUCAUAACGGUUUCCCUGGUCUUUGUCGACACCAUGCAGACAAGCCCCUUAGCUCGGUGCGGGAGGUUCGAUGGCUCGAGUCAGACAGCUGGGUCAACGAAGGUGGUUCGGAUAUUGGCACCAACCGUAGCCUGCCCUCGGAAGACAUGGAGGGCACGGCCAAAUGCUUUGAACUCUACAAGUUUGACGCUCUAUUUGUGGUGGGUGGCUUCGAGGCAUUCACGGCUGUCAGCCAACUGCGCAAAGCUCGUGAGAAGUACGAUGCUUUUAAGAUCCCGCUCGUCGUCCUGCCCGCCACUAUUUCCAACAAUGUUCCCGGUACCGAGUACUCGCUUGGUAGCGACACCUGCUUGAACACGUUGAUCGACUUCUGUGACGCCAUUCGACAGUCUGCUUCCUCUUCUCGUCGCCGUGUCUUUGUGAUCGAGACACAAGGUGGCAAGUCGGGCUACAUUGCAACCACCGCCGGCCUUGCGGUUGGAGCAGUGGCUGUGUAUAUCCCUGAGGAGGGCAUUGACAUCAAGAUGCUUUCGCGUGAUAUUGAUUUCCUGCGUGAUAACUUCAUUCGUGACAAGGGUGCUAACCGUGCGGGCAAGAUCAUUCUUCGCAACGAAUGCGCUUCUAACACCUACACAACCCAAGUAGUUGCCGACAUGAUCAAGGAGGAAGCGAAGGGCCGAUUUGAGUCGCGAGCAGCCGUUCCUGGUCAUUUCCAGCAAGGUGGAAAGCCAUCACCCAUGGAUCGUGUCCGUGCUCUGCGGAUGGCCAUCAAGUGCAUGCAGCACAUCGAAUCCUAUGCCGGUCAAAACCGUGACGCUAUUGCUGAAGAUCCUCUCUCUGCGGCUGUUAUUGGUGUCAAGGGUUCUCAGGUUCUGUUCUCCCCCAUGGGCGGUGAAACUGGCCUUGAAGAGAGUGAGACCGACUGGUCUCGCCGUCGCCCCAAGUCGGAGUUCUGGCUUGAACUUCAGAAUGUGGUUAAUGUCCUGUCCGGUCGGUCCUCUGCCAGUACCCAGGAAAGCUGGGGAGGAUUUGAGAGUAUGUAA